Messenger RNA from Morchella sextelata, 387 nucleotides. RefSeq lists its product as uncharacterized. The record is from RefSeq and is a predicted model, not a curated record. The coding region runs from base 1 to 387 and encodes 128 amino acids. Lineage: Eukaryota; Fungi; Ascomycota; Pezizomycetes; Pezizales; Morchellaceae. The transcript has a single exon.
AUGCCCACCUUCCAACUCAACACCACCCUCCCCUUCACCGCCUCCCAAAAGGCCACCCUCGCCGAGAACAUCACAAACAUCCACUGCACGCUCACCGGCGCCGACCGCGUCGCCGUGCAGGUAAUCUUCCGGCACCUGGCCCCCGAGGACCACUACCACGGGGGCUUGCCCACGGCCGCCGCCGUCGGAACCCUCAUCUGGGUGCACACCAUCUGCAAGAGCGGCCGCCCGCAGGAGGCCAAGGACAGGAUCAUGAAGGAGGUGCUGGAGAUGAUUGCGAAGGAGGCGGGCGUGGAGAAGCGCCAGAUCCUGUUCUAUAUGCAGGAGAUUGAUAUUGAGAAUACGUUGCAGUACUUUGAUGAGUUGAGUUUGGCGAGGAGGGAGUAG